Messenger RNA from Seriola aureovittata, 2350 nucleotides. It is a transcript of the gene slc2a6, whose product is annotated as solute carrier family 2 member 6. Gene Ontology annotation, biological process: transmembrane transport. Gene Ontology annotation, molecular function: transmembrane transporter activity. The record is from RefSeq and is a predicted model, not a curated record. The transcript has 8 exons. Bases 262 to 1785 code for a protein of 507 amino acids. NCBI's taxonomy places the organism in Eukaryota, Metazoa, Chordata, Actinopteri, Carangiformes, Carangidae. Gene Ontology annotation, cellular component: membrane.
UAAAGCUUAAUACUUGAGCAGAGUGGAUACGACUGCUCUUAAACAAAUGAGUCUUUGGAUUGAAACAGCCUGCCUUCUUUUUUCUUGCCUGCCUGUAAACAAGACUCACCUGUGCUGCAAGCUUCAUUAUGGUCAAGAUUUAGAGAACAACAUUUUGUUUAAUUUUAGAAAUAUUUCAUUUUUCUUGAGGACGAUGAACAAAUAGUAAAUACGUUAAACAGAUUAUAUAAAUCCGAUACUUUGAUAAAGGCUGCUGUCAUCAUGUCAGCACACAUGAAUGAAGAGACUCCACUGCUGAAGAGAAGACUAACAUCAUCUGAAUCCCAGAUCAAAAACUCCAAACUGUUCCUGGCCGUUUUCUCGGCCGUCCUGGGGAACUUCAGCUUCGGUUACUCCCUGGUCUUCUCGUCCCCCGUGCUGCCACAGCUCAAGAGUCCCGAUGCUGACCCUCGGCUCAGGAUGGACACAGAGAAGGCCGCGUGGUUCGGCUCAAUCUAUUCACUGGGUGCAGCGGCCGGAGGGCUGGGAGCAAUGCUGCUCAACGACAUGGUUGGGCGCAAGCUGAGCAUCAUGAUGUCAGCAGUGCCAUCGACUAUUGGAUACAUGCUUAUGGGAGGGGCUGUGGACUUGUGGAUGCUCCUUGUUGGUCGCUUCCUUACAGGUGUCGCCGGUGGGAUGACAGCGGCAUCCAUUCCUGUUUACAUCUCAGAGAUCUCCCACAAAGGAGUGAGAGGAGCUCUGGGCUCCUGCCCUCAGGUCACUGCUGUGUUUGGGACCCUGGCGCUCUACGCCCUGAGUCUGGUGGUUCCGUGGCGGUGGCUGGCAAUAGCCGGGGAGGUUCCAGCUCUGUUUAUGGUUGUGCUGCUUGUGUUCAUGCCCUCCUCUCCCAGGAGGCUCCUCUCCUUGGGGCGAGAGCAGCAGGCUGAGAGAGCCCUCCGCUGGCUGAGGGGGAGUCACUACGACACACAAAUCGAGCUCAGUGCCAUACAACACAGCAUCAACACACAGAGUAGAGUCACAUGGUCCCAGCUUGCCACACCCGUUUACUACCGGCCAAUCAUUAUCUCAGUGGUGAUGCGUUUCCUGCAGCAAAUGACGGGCGUCACGCCCAUUCUGGUCUACAUGGAGCCCAUCUUUGCCAAGAGCAAAGUUUCCCUGGCGCCUAAGUAUGAUGCUGCCAUUGUAGGUGCCGUCCGCCUCUUUUCUGUUGCCGUGGCAGCCAGUCUGAUGGACAAGGCUGGGCGCAAAGCCCUGCUGUACACGUCAAGCAUGCUGAUGUUCCUGUCCACUCUGACUCUGACCAUGAUCUCCCACACCACGCCUUGCCCUCCAGGCCCCUCUCCUCCAAACCUCACAAUGAGUUUGAACUACAGCCCCCAUAAUGACAUCGGAAACUCUUUAGAGGCCAGUUCAGCAGGCCUCAUUCCCCUCAUCAGCACCAUGGUGUUUAUAUUUGGAUACGCCAUGGGAUGGGGCCCAAUCACAUGGCUGCUGAUGUCAGAGGUGUUGCCGCUGGUUGCCAGGGGCGUGGCUUCAGGUCUGUGUGUUACUGUCAGCUGGUUAACAGCCUUCAUGCUCACCCACGCCUUCACACACCUUGUGGACAAUUACGGCCUGUACGUGCCGUACCUGUGUUUCACAGUGGUUUGUGUCGUCUGCCUGCUGUUCAACGCCGUGUGCAUCCCAGAGACUCGCGGCCGCUCGCUGGAGGAAAUAGAGAACUAUUUCAGGACAGGCCGUACAUUCACCAUCAGACGGAGUCAAUCCACUGCACAGUCCGGCUGAGACUCAUAGAUCCCUUUGGUCAAAAAUGAGUCGUUCACAUGAUGUGGCUCGAAAGACGGGCUACUGUAAAGAGAUAUGUUCAAAUUAACAUGUAUCUACCACAAUAAUUCCUGAGCAUAGACUGACCACUGUAGGUCAAAGAUCACCAAGGCUGAGUUCAACAGACUAAAAUCAAUCACCAUUAUGUCAAGAUGCACGUCACUGUUUUUACAUCUAAAUAAUAAACAUGUUACAACAAUAAGAUUGUUAUUUGUAAAUGUACAAGUUUCCUUUCUUACAUUCCAACACAAUAAUAAUAACAUUUGAUAAGUAUAAUAUUAAAUAAUACUUAUCCAGCCUAUGGUGAGAUCAUUUACCUUUGCUGCUUUAACACACACAAACAUGGCAGCAACAACUGUUUCAGAGUAUUUUACAGGUGACACACUAGUGAAACUAAUGUAACAGUGUUUUUAAAGUAUUAACAAGAUCAAGUUUAAUCACAGCCUUAGUUCACUGGUAAGUGGGCAUGGUGAAAACACAUGAACUCUGAUAUGUCUUCUUGUAAAUAAAAUGGUGGACUCAUUGC